Cucumis sativus (cucumber) is the source of this 1070-nucleotide messenger RNA. RefSeq lists its product as uncharacterized. The record is from RefSeq and is a predicted model, not a curated record. NCBI's taxonomy places the organism in Eukaryota, Viridiplantae, Streptophyta, Magnoliopsida, Cucurbitales, Cucurbitaceae. The transcript is spliced from 3 exons. Gene Ontology annotation, cellular component: endoplasmic reticulum membrane. Gene Ontology annotation, biological process: cell redox homeostasis. Bases 268 to 666 code for a protein of 132 amino acids. Gene Ontology annotation, molecular function: thioredoxin-disulfide reductase (NADPH) activity.
AUCUUCAUUCUUUAAUCAUGAAUUAAAUUGAAAAAGACAAGCCCGAAGGUGUAGCGAAGCGAAAUGAAUCGAGGAAUUUUGCUAAUGAGUACAUUGUUGUCGCUCUCUGUUUUCUCUUUCGAUAUCUACGAUUUCAUCUCAGCUGAUCCGCACUCCAAAUUCUCUCGUUUAUCAUUACUCAAACACCACCCAUUUCAAUCAGAAAAUUGUCGCCUGUUUAAAUCAUACGGCAGAAUACAGUUUGAAUAAUGCGGAACUAGCGCUCUUAUGACUCAUUCGGAAAUAGAUCAGAGAUUGAAUAAUCACACACAACGAUACGCUUAUCGUCAAAUUCAACUCUCCGUGUUCUUACAGGUUUCUGGUGAUACAAAAGUUUCCUGCAAUCAACGUUACUCUUUCACAUCACCCUCCAAAUCGGCCAAAAUAAAUUGCUACAAAACUCAUAUUAACAGCACAUGUUUUGAUCAUAACGAUGGUGUGAUGGCUGGUAAACAUAUUUUACUCGAGCUCGGAAGGCCAAUACCUUCUUGGUACUACAGUUUGACUGCACAACAAUUUUAUAUCGUUGCAAUCCCUUGGCUUCUGGGCUGCAUAACCAUAAACUACCUCCGGAGCACUGAGGACUUUCAACUUUUCUUCAAUGAUAAUUUGGUGUUCUGUAAAUAGCACGAGGGAAGGUUUCCCUGUCUGGGCGAGGUGAAAGAAAUCAUUUGUAGUCAACUUGCUGGUUGAAGAAGAGUACGGCUGUCAAUCCAGUAUGUCUUUCCAGAUUGAUGACUCUGGUAGAGAUGAAUAAUUCAUUUUCUCGGUGCAAGGGAACUAAUUUUCCUUUUCAGAUUCUGUAGGAUGGCAAAUUCUCUAUUAGUUGUAGAACUCAGUUUUUCCAUCAAACCUUAGAGAUGAUUCUUCACAAUCACUUCCAAGACUCUUUAGUUCCACUAUUCUUUUUCUUUCCCCUUUUUUUCUCUCUAACAAAGAGAAGUAGAACAGUGAACUAGACAGAGAAGUUGUUAGAAUUCGGGCAGCCAUAUGGAUUGAAAUAAUCGUCAAUGAAAUAACUUUAUUGAAAA